Molecule: messenger RNA, 1215 nt
Organism: Naegleria lovaniensis
Lineage: Eukaryota; Heterolobosea; Eutetramitea; Acrasida; Naegleriidae
Exons: 2
Coding region: 1-1215 (404 amino acids)
Cellular component (GO): membrane
Source: RefSeq, a predicted model, not a curated record
AUGCACCGACUUUCAUGUCGGAAAACCUUUUCAUCCUCUCUGAGUCAAAGAACGGACUUUCUCCGAUCAAGCUUGAAGGCUUUCAAUCGUUCAACAAUUAAUUGUGCUUCAUUGUCGUGGAAUUUCAAUAAUAAUAAUAAUAUUCAUUCAUCAUGCGUUCGUUCCUAUGCCACUAUUAGACUUGUGGAUCAUCAAGAAGAGCGAAAAAAACAACAACAACAACAACAAUCGGAACAGCAGCAAGGUGGAGAACAUCAUGAUGAAAAUUCUCAACAAACAAAGAAAGAGCCUUUCAUGACAUGGACUCAAUUCAUCUUUUUUGGUAUUCCAGCCAUUACAACCUUUUGUCUGGGUGUGUGGCAAACGAAACGAUAUUUGUGGAAGAAGGAGCAAAUUGCUCUUCGUGAAGUAACUCUUGCUCAAGAUCCUAUUGAGUAUGAUCCAUCUAAAAUGUUGAAAAUUUCAGAAAAUAUACAACAACCUGAAUCAAGUGUCAUGCCAUCCAUUCACGAAAAAUCAGAGGAAGAUUACGAUCCAAUUCAUCCAGCAAGAGAUGAAUAUUCACAUAGAAUUAUUACUUUGGAGGGCUACUUUGAUUAUGAUAAGGAAAUUGUUGUAGGCUUGAGAAAGAGUCCGCUCACGAAGCGUCUCGAUUUGCCAACAAGUGUUGGAGAAAUGGGCUUUUUUAUAUUGACUCCUUUUGUAACGAAACAAGGAGAAGUUGUAAUGGUCAAUAGAGGAUGGGUACCUCAAAGUAUUUACAAAGAUCCAAGUAAGGCUUCCAAACAAGAUUUUGAAAAAAAGGCCACCGAUCAAAAUCACAUUGAGAAAGUUACGGCCAUCAUUCGACCAGGAGAAUAUUUGGGUGCUGGUAUUUCAGAUAGUUAUGAUGGCAAGUCGAACAAAUUUAUUGCCAUGGAUCUGUUUUCCAUAGCCAAAUAUUACAAGUUGCCUUACAUUCCAUUGCUGGUGGAUGCUUUUUACCACAUUCCAAACUUUGUCUAUUCUGAAAAGCAAACAAGUGAAAAUUCUCUCAAGGCAUCUAAGGCACAAGAGUCGAAAUAUCCCAUGGUGGCCAUUCCUGACGAUUAUAUGAAAUUUUAUAUUACUCCUGCCACUCAUGUGGCAUACAUGGUCACGUGGUAUACAUUAUGCAUGUGGAUCAUUGGAUCAUUAGUAUAUCUAAAGAGAAAGAAGAGAUUGUCAAACUUUUAA